Messenger RNA from Daucus carota subsp. sativus, 612 nucleotides. Its product is annotated as nonsense-mediated mRNA decay protein 2-like. The record is from RefSeq and is a predicted model, not a curated record. Bases 1 to 612 code for a protein of 203 amino acids. Lineage: Eukaryota; Viridiplantae; Streptophyta; Magnoliopsida; Apiales; Apiaceae. The transcript has a single exon.
AUGACGAUUACUGUCGAGAUCAACCACCAUGGUUCUUUCCACAAUGAUGCUAGAAACCCUCGCUAUAUAGGAGGUUAUGUUGAUGUUAUUAAGGAGUUUGAUGCAGACACACUGUCGUUUAGGGAUUUAGGAGAGUUUGCUGAGAAGUUUAAUUAUAAUCCCGAGUCUUUAGCUCAUUUUAAGCGUGAUGGGAAAAAUAUGUCCAGUGGAAUGAGGCUAUUAUAUGAUGAUGAAUCAAUAAGAGAUUGUAUAGAAGUAUCUAAGCCAUAUGGGAAGAUUGAAUUGUAUAUUGAUCAUUGGCUAGAUGAAGGUGAAAAUGUAGAUAAUGACAGAGGUAAGGAUUUUGUAGAGGAAGAUGAUGGAGAUGAUGUGAAUGGGGAUGGGGAUGAUGGGGAAGGGGGAGAGUAUGAUGAUAGUGAAGAUGAGGAUUAUCAGUACAAAGGUACAGAGAGUGAAGAAAGUGAGAGUGAUGGGUCUUUUGUUGGUGAGAGUGAUGAAGAGCUUCAGAAGAAUAAGAAAAAUUGUAGGGACUUUAGGGAAGAUCUGAGGAAGGCAAUGGCCACCCCUGCAGAUGCAGAAUUUGAGGAAGAUGAGGUCUGUGGACUCUUCUAG